UUUUACGCUUUUACUAUGACCAUUGUAGACACAUAGAAUGAUCAUUUAAUACACGAUCAAGGACAUGGCUGGAAAAAAAAACCCAGCAAACUUCCCCACGCAACCGUCAAAUGCAGUAGGCUUUGAUUGAUUGAAUGUCACGUCGCGAAGAGUACACGCUGUAAAAAAGUACACACACACACACAGAACAAAAUCUAAACAUGCCGCGUCGUGAUACACGUGCAAGAACGGUUCCACCGUCCCGUAAAACUACCGAUACCAAAUCCCAUCAUGGUGGUACUGGCAAAAGUGCCAGUCCACCGUCCAGCGGCAGCAGCGCUGCCGAACCAACGAAACCGGCCCCGUCGGCCAUACCAGCAACACCCGCGGCACCAGGAUUAUUCUCCCAAAUGGCAGCAACGGCCGGCGGAGUUGCGCUAGGAUCUGUGUUGGGCCGUGCACUGGGAGGGCUGUUUGAACGAACGGAGCCGAAGGAUCCGCAAAGUGCGGAUGCACUAGAAAAGGAAAAACAAUCCGCCGUGGAGCAGGGGGCUGCUGUUACGGAGAAGAGUGCACCCCCGGACGUAUGCAACUUGGAGAUUAAGCAAUUUCUUACGUGCGUCGACAGGGAGGCGGAUGUAAAAAUUUGCGAAGGUUUCAAGGAAGCGAUGCAGCAGUGCAAAAAUCGAGCUUCGACGAAAAACUUUACUUAUUAGUCUUUGCUCAUAGAGGAUAAAAAUGAUUGACAAUAGAUAUGAGGAGAAUUUUAAAUCUGUGAAUAUGUGCAGAGUAGAAUCAAAACAAUUACAGUAAAAAAAAAUCACUAAAUAAUGGAUUUAAAAUUCAA
This is a messenger RNA of Anopheles gambiae (African malaria mosquito), 826 nucleotides long. Its product is annotated as coiled-coil-helix-coiled-coil-helix domain-containing protein 2. Lineage: Eukaryota; Metazoa; Arthropoda; Insecta; Diptera; Culicidae. Gene Ontology annotation, biological process: mitochondrion organization. The record is from RefSeq and is a predicted model, not a curated record. The transcript has a single exon. Gene Ontology annotation, cellular component: nucleus; mitochondrion. Bases 201 to 695 code for a protein of 164 amino acids.